AUGGAUGAAUCAUUUCUUGACGACCAGGGAUUUUUUCCUUUGGAUCCAACAGCAGCCCAAGACGCCAUGGCGACCCGCUAUACGCAGCGAUAUGUGGACCAGCAGCGGAUGGAGGCGCGGCGCGCUGAAGUCCAACGCCAGGACCAGCUUCAAUCCUUGCGCAUUGAUACCGUUCUCAAUGCCAACGCUGCCAGUGAUGAACGCGUAGAGGCCAAGCGCCGCGCACGCCUCAUGGCUGAGCUGCAACGCGAGCGCGAGCUUGAAGAUCGCAUCAUCAGCGAUCAGCAGCGCCGUGAAGAUCACGCUCGCAUGCAGGAGCAAGAGGAACGGUUGGCCGCCGAGCUUUUGCGCAUCGAAACAGAACGCGAGCGGGAUGCGCGCUAUCGCCAGCAGCUGCGCGCCACUGAUCCCGAGCUUCGCGAGCUGGAGCGCAAGCUCAAUGCAGCCUACGUCACCAAGGAGCGCCAUCAACAGAUUGUGCAUCAACAGGGCAUGACCGCAACUGCCCGACUUGAGGAUCUGGAAAUGGCCCGCAUUGAACGCGAACUCCGGGAACAGGCCGAGGCCGAAGAGCGUGAACAGGAACGAGCGCGAUGGGAGGAACAGAAAAAAUAUCAGUCAGAGUUGGAGGAGCAACUUGAGGAUCAAGAGGCACGAAAGCUCAAGGCUUAUGAGGAGUUUCUCAAGGAGAAACUUGUCAUUGAUGAAAUUGUCCAGCGUAUCUACGAGGAGGAUCGCCAAGUGGCACAAGCUCAAAUGGAGAAGCAGCGUGCCGCCAAGAGCGAGAUGGACGACUUUAUGCGUCAACGACAAGCAUGGCAGCGUUAUGAGGAGGAACAAAUGCGUGAAGAGAAUGAGCGCAUUCUCAAGCACGCCCAUGAGAAGCAAGAACAAGAGCGUGAGCGUAUGCGCGGGUUGUUGGAGCGUGAGGAGCAAAAGGAGCACUUGCGCGAGCAAUUGGCCGACAAGCUUCGUCGCGAGCGCGAAGAGCAAGAGGAAAUGGAUCGUAUCCGCCUCGAACUGGCCGAGGAGGAGAUGCGUGAUCGGGAACGUCAGCGUGAGCGCAUGGAAACUGAGCAACGCAUCCGUCAGCGCCUGGCAUUGCAGCAAGCGGCUGAAGAAGACCUGGCUGCCAAGGCAGCGCGGUUGGAGCGCGAACGCGCAGAGGAAGAAGCCUUCCGGGUUGCCAUGCUGGAAAAGUUUGCGUUGGAUGAUCGCCUGGAGCAGAUGAACGCCCAGCGACGCCGCAUGAAACGCCAGGAGCACACGCGUGCAGUCGAGGCGUUGAUCGAAGAGCGCCGUGCUCGCAAGGAGUUUGAACGUCAACAGGAGCAGCGCCAGGAUAUGACGAUGCGACAGGCUGAGGAGGCUCGCCGUCGUGUCAUUGAGGAGGAGCGCCAGCGCUUGCUGGCUGAGCAUGCCACCAAGCUCUUGGGCUUUUUGCCAAAGUCUGUAUUCCGAGGCACCGAAGAGGCUGCGCAACUGGGUCCAGAGUUUGCAGAGACGUACUCGCGGCGGCCACAGCAUGACAUGUAUGAUGCGUAUUAGUGAGCGUGACUGAACCAGGCAGCUGAAUGGACUCAUUCUUUUCAAGUGUCUUUUGUCGUUUAUUUGUCCUUUGUCGAGGCCCUGCUUCCACUGUUUCCUUUUUUUUUUUUGCUAUAACUGUCUUCGCUUGAAGCGAUUUACCCCGAACAUGGACGCCCACGCCCGCUUACAUGUGUAAGCGAGGCGGAGGGUGAAGCCCGCCGGACGAGGCCGUCUGUGCCGGGGGUCGAUGGUGUGUUGUUUCUUUUAUCUCUUCACUGCUUGCUGGCAGCCUCGGCUGCAAUUGAGGGAGGGACGCU
Messenger RNA from Monosiga brevicollis MX1, 1847 nucleotides. RefSeq lists its product as uncharacterized. Gene Ontology annotation, cellular component: motile cilium. The coding region runs from base 1 to 1548 and encodes 515 amino acids. The transcript has 9 exons. Lineage: Eukaryota; Choanoflagellata; Craspedida; Salpingoecidae. The record is from RefSeq and is a predicted model, not a curated record. Gene Ontology annotation, biological process: cilium organization.